UCAAGUUUGUGUCUGCAGCAUGAAUCCGUUCCGUCGGUGGUCAGGCAAACCAUCCAAGAACAACUCGCCCAGUAAACCUCGCAAGGACAGCUUCAGUUUGGAGUCGCCACCGUCGUUGAGGCACGAGAUCCUCGAGCGAGAGCCGUCGAUGGUGGCCACACCUGCCCUCACACGCCCGUCGGAGCCGUCCCAGAUCGACGCCUUGUUUCGCGACAUGAUGGACAAGAUGCCCUUGUCGAACGCAGCUGCCGAUCGCAUGUGGGCAUUGCCCAUCAACCAAAAGUGGCAACUCGUCCAGGAAUGGUCGAAAAAGCACGAGCACGAGCGACAGCACGACAGCGCCGACCGCCAGCCGAUAUUUUGGGUGCACAAACUGCAGGAAGUGCUUAUGGAAACCACGUCGCCCCUGACAGAAGACCAAGCGAGGGGGCUGCACGUCCUCAUGCGCGGCGCGUCGAAAGAGUGGCUGCACAAGUUUCAUCGCGCUGGAGGCGUCACGAGUUUGUGCGAGUACAUGGCUGCGUUGGCUUAUCGGGCGACUGAGAUGGCGGACUCAGCGUUCGCUUACGACAAUGCGAUUCUUCUCGAAUGUCUUCGUUGCUACAAAACUCUCAUGUCCAAUCCAUUUGGCUUGGAAUUGCUCCUCGACUCGACCGACCACCACGUCGACACACUGGCACAAUGUUUGGACUUUUCACACUUUUCCCAGCAACUGGUCACCACGACGGUGCUGGAAAUGCUGUCUGUCUUCUGCUGGCGCUCGGAACGCGGACAACUGGCCGUACUGCAGGCCAUGGGGUCGUACCAACGUACCCACAAAGAGCGCGCGCGGUUCGCGAGCCUGGUGCACUGCCUCAAAGCCUCCGACAGCUCGGACCUCCACGCGGCAUGCUUGACGUUCAUUAACACGAUCGUCAGCGCCAGCCCCCGGCUAGAGGACCGGGUGCACGUUCGCAACGACUUUUUGGCACUUGAUUUGCUCGUUGUGUGUCACGCCAUCCAGGCGAAAAUGGAGGCCCCGCCCAGCCCCCCCCGGUUGGGGGGACUGGUAGAUCCGUCCUUCGACCAGAAGCCAAAGCCACCCCCGUCCAAGGCGGCGUUUGUAAAGCAGCUGCGUGUAUUUGAAGGGUUUAUGGUGUCCGACAUGGAAGAUGCCGCGACCAACGACGUCGACUUGACCAAUUUGGAGGCUGUCUUCACCCAGCUCAAGGCGUCCGCCAGUCGGUACGGGUUUACCGACCGCCUCUUAAAUGUCCUGCUGGCCAUGAUGGGCAUCCCGGGCGAAGCUACCAUGGGCACAAAGAUGUGGGAGCUCGCAGAAGAGUCGUUGCUGCAGAUCACGUCGUUGCAUUCAUACAAUGACCUCACCAACGCCCCACGCCAGCUGUCCUUUGAAUGGGUGCGCGAACUGCAAGACAGCGUCGAAGUGUUUCAGACCAAAGUGGACACCAUUGCGUCCUUAGAAUCGACCAUCGCUGCGAUGGAAGCGCAGUCAAAAAGAUGUCAUGCCACGGUGAAGGCAAGGGACCAGGAGAUCGUCAACCUCAAGACGACGUUGGAGUACGUUUACGCGGAGCAGCUCAAACACCAAUCGAUUGUGUCCGAGUCGACCCAGACGUGUAGCCCUGCCGUGUCUUCGUCGGCGAAUCAAACCGAUGAAGUGCAUGGUCGUUCGUUCGCGGAAACUCAAACCGAUGACGUGGCACCACCUACGACAAGGGAUUUUCAGUACGAAACGUUUUUUCAAGCGAUGCGUGCUGGCACGAUGUCGCAGGAUCAAGUGGAGGUGGCCAUGCGGGCUCAAGGGCUGGACCCAGCGGUCCUCUUUUACGGCUCACAAGCCCUUCCACCGAGAUUACCCCCACCCCUGGUCACAGUUGUGGAAGAAAUUCCGGAAAAGUACUUGAAAUUGAUCAAAAUGGGCAUGCCAAAGGAGCAAGUGGCGUUGAAAAUGAAAGCCGACGGAGUGGACCCGUCGCUGCUGGACACGCACGAACGCUCGACAUCCCAGCCCCGUGUCAUCGAGCCCACAAUCGAAUCACCCGUUGGUCCUAAAGCACCGGCUCCCACCAAUAUGACGGAAACGUAUGUCAAGCUGCUGAAAAUAGGAAUACCCUAUGAACAAGUGGCGUUGAAGAUGUGUGCAGAAGGGCUUGACCCUGGUCUCCUCCCCAAACUCACGGCAUCUCCACCAUCGUUGGAACCACCACCCGUACCUCCUGCCGCCACAGUGAUCAGUCACUCAGGCGUUGAAAAGUAUGUGAAGUUGAUUAAGAUGGGGAUGCCCAAGGAACAUGUGAAGAUAAAAAUGAAGGCCGACGGCGUCGAUCCUGCAGCGUUGGACGCAGCCCACUCAUCCAGUCCUCCACCUCCGACGACGACGACAACAUUGGUUCAACACGUGGCAGCUCCGGAGGUGUCGGUUGAUCCUAAACACGAAAAGUACAUCAAAUUACUCAAGAUGGGCAUGCCAAAGGAGCAAGUGGCGUUGAAAAUGAAGGCCGAAGGGUUGGAUGUGUCAGUGCUGGACACACCAAGUGUGGGUGUCGCCUCAGAGGGGCCGUCGAUUGCUCCAAGCGCAGAGCUACUAUCACCCCCACCGCUGGACCCCAAGUACACCAAGUAUGUCAAGCUGCUGCAAAUGGGGAUGCCACUAGAACAAAUCGAAGUCAAAGUCAAAGCCGAAGGUCUGGACCCGUCGAAGCUCACAUUAUUAGCUCACAGGACAUCGCCAUCACCACCACCACCAAUAACAUCGUCGCAGGACGAUGUUUCCUGCGAGUCCUCCAAGCUGCCGCCUUCCCUCCCCCCUCCGGUUGCCGUGACAGUGACCCCGCCCCCAUUGCCCCCUACCUUCAAACUUCCCCCCAAGCCCUCCACUGUGCCCACUGUAAAACUACGCAGUUUGUACUGGACACCCCUUCCCGACGCGGCGGUCGAAGGCUCAAUUUGGCUCAACUUGGACGAGACCAAGCUCGGGUUGGACUUGGGUAUCCUGGACAAGGAGUUUGGACCGGACAAGAAGACUGACCCGUUGAUGUUGUCGUCGUCGCCCACCAAGACUGGGAAAGCGAUUUCUACGACUGCCAAGCCCAAGGUCGUGCACUUGGUGGACUCGAAGCGCCAGCAGAACUGCUCCAUUGCGCUCUCUCGCUUUCGAAUGGCGCCCAAAGACAUUAAAGCGGCGAUCGUCGCGUUGGACGACAACGUGUUGACGUUAGAACGGUGCGUCGUGGGAUAAUCACGUACGUUUUCAGCACGUCGUCGCAUGAUUUGUGGUGGUGUUUCAGGAUUCAAAGCUUGGCGGCGAUGGUGCCCACGGCCGACGAAGUGGACCUGGUCAAAGUACGUGGCAUACGGCUAGAACGACCACAGUAACUCCAAUGUAUCACUGUAGGGAUACGAAGGGGACGUGGCGUUGCUCGGGGAAACUGAAAAGUUCUUCUUGGCGAUUUCCGACCUUCCGCGCUUGGCGCAGCGACUCAAGGCGAUGGAGUCGACGUGGACGUUUGGCCAGCGCUUCGACGAGGUCAAGGGCAAACUGAAACUGCUGGACCAGGCGUAUGGGGAUUUGAAACGGUCGACCAAGUUGCUGUCGCUGCUCCAAGUGGUGCUGGCGGUGGGCAACUACCUCAAUGGCGGCACCCCCCGGGGAGGUGUCUACGGCUUUAAGCUGGACAUUCUGCCCAAACUGUCCCAAGUGAAAGCCACAAGCAGCGCCAACAAAACGUUGUUGCAUGUGAUCGCAGAGUACGUUGCGACCAGCGUACCCGACGCCAGCGACUUUUACGAAUCGCUUAACAGUUUGGACGAAGUUUCCGCCAUCUCGUUCACGUUGCUCCAGAACGAUGUGCAUAUGAUCGAGGCCUCGCUCGUUCAAAUCGACCAAGAGAAACCACAUCAAGACGAUGUGUUUCGUGCGAAAAUGGGAUUGUUCUUGGCCGCCGCGCAGUCGGAUUGCCAGUCGUUGCAGGCCAAUAUGGCGUCAUUCCAGAGCAAGUUUCACACACUCACGCUGUCGUUUGGCGUCGACUCGACCAAGCCGACGUCGGACGGGGUAACGAAGUUGACAUUAUUGCAGCUGUGAUAACGUUUCAUGCGAUAUGGGACGUACAGGACGCUGUGCAAGGGUUUUUUGGCACGUGGUCAGACUUUUGCAAAACGUACAAACGAGUGGCCACCGAGAACGCUGCCGCCAAAGACAAGCUGUCGAAGCAGGAAGCGGCCAAAGCGAAACAAGACGAGUCCAAGCGCGAUCUGUUCCAGCAGUUUACAGAUUCGCUGGAGGGUGACGCGAACGACAUCGUGGCCAACUACCGGUCGAGACACCACAAAGGCGGCGAAGGGGGAGUCGUUGGCGGGCUCCUGCGCAAGGAUAUCUCCCGGCGGAGGUUGAGUUCGACCGCCGGGCCUGCCUCGUAGAAAAAUCGAGUUGUCCCAUCCGGAUAAACUAUAUAAUGCACAAGGUCGUGUGAGUUCAGAG
Aphanomyces astaci is the source of this 4483-nucleotide messenger RNA. RefSeq lists its product as hypothetical. Bases 20 to 3241 code for a protein of 1073 amino acids. Gene Ontology annotation, cellular component: actin filament; WASH complex. The record is from RefSeq and is a predicted model, not a curated record. Gene Ontology annotation, molecular function: microtubule binding; small GTPase binding; actin binding. Lineage: Eukaryota; Oomycota; Saprolegniomycetes; Saprolegniales; Verrucalvaceae. The transcript is spliced from 10 exons. Gene Ontology annotation, biological process: actin nucleation; actin cytoskeleton organization; exocytosis.